AUGAUGCUCAACUCAGACACCAUGGAGCUGGACCUGCCGCUCACCCACUCUGAGACCGAGUCCGGCUUCAGCGACUGCGGGGGCGGGGCGGGCCCUGACGGGGCGGGGCCCGGGGGGCCGAGGGGCGGCCCGGCCCGGGGCCUGGAACCUGCAGAGCCGGGCCGGAAAGACCUGCAGCACUUGAGCCGCGAGGAGCGUCGGCGCCGGCGGCGCGCCACAGCCAAGUACCGCACGGCCCAUGCCACGCGGGAGCGGAUCCGUGUGGAAGCCUUCAACUUGGCCUUCGCCGAGCUGCGCAAGCUGCUGCCCACGCUGCCCCCCGACAAGAAGCUUUCCAAGAUUGAGAUCCUGCGUCUGGCCAUCUGCUACAUCUCCUACCUGAACCACGUGCUGGACGUGUGA
Molecule: messenger RNA, 402 nt
Organism: Budorcas taxicolor (takin)
Lineage: Eukaryota; Metazoa; Chordata; Mammalia; Artiodactyla; Bovidae
Gene: NHLH1
Product: nescient helix-loop-helix 1
Exons: 1
Coding region: 1-402 (133 amino acids)
Biological process (GO): regulation of transcription by RNA polymerase II
Molecular function (GO): RNA polymerase II cis-regulatory region sequence-specific DNA binding; DNA-binding transcription factor activity, RNA polymerase II-specific; protein dimerization activity
Source: RefSeq, a predicted model, not a curated record